AUGCGCCCUGGGGUGCUCCUCGGUACGGUUGUUUCUGACCCGCCCCUUCCGUGCGUCGCUCACGUAACCACGCCCCUAGAGCGCCUUGGUCGGCACUCGGAAAACCUUGAUGGGGUGAAGCUGGAUCUUGUCGUAGGGAAGGGGAAAAAAAAAAAAAAAAAAGACUACAACUUGCUCCCAGGGACUGGAGAAAAUUUAAAAAAAGGAAGGUUGGAAUCCAUCAGUGUUCUGUUAGUCAUCUUCGCCUUCAUCCUCCUCUCCUUCCUCCCCUUCAUCAUCAUCUUCAUCUUCUUCACCUUCAUCCUCAUCCCCUUCUUUGCAAACCCCAAAGGCUCAUUCUCUGCCACGGGCUUUCAGCGAAGGUUCUUCCACCAGGACCAGUCCCCUGUGGGGGACCUCACAGCUGAGGACAUCGAGAAGGCCCGGCAGGCCAAGGCUCGCCCAGAGAACAAGCAGCGCAAACAGAUGCUCAGCGAGCAUGCUCGGGAGCGGAAGGUGCCCGUGACAAGGAUUGGGCGGCUGGCCAAUUUCGUAGGUCUGGCCGUGGGUCUGGGUUUUGGGGCACUGGCAGAAGUUGCCAAGAAGAGCCUGCGCUCCGAGGACCCCUCAGGGAAGAAGACUGUGCUGGAUUCCAGUCCCUUUCUGUCUGAGGCCAAUGCUAAACGCAUCGUAUGCACGAGCAUCCAGGACAACGCCUUCAUCAGCCCCCACCUGGCCAAGAUCUUCGAGUGGGUGCGGCAGAGUGCGGACUUCAUGCGAUUGAAACAGAUGAUGAAAACUCUCAACCAUGACCUGGGCCCCAACUGGCGGGACAAGCUGGAGUACUUUGAGGAGCGGCCCUUCGCCGCCACGUCCAUUGGGCAGGUGCACCUGGCCUGCAUGAAGAGCGGUCGAGAGGUGGCCAUGAAGAUCCAGUACCCUGGUGUGGCCCAGAGCAUCAGCAGCAACGUCAACAACCUCAUGGCCGUGCUGAACAUGAGCAACAUGCUUCCAGAAGGCCUGUUCCCCUAGCACCUGAUCGAUGUGCUAAGGCGGGAGCUGGGGCUGGAGUGUGACUACCAGUGGGAGGCUGCCUGCACCCGCAAGUUCAGGGAGCUACUGAAGGGCCACCCCUUCUUCUACGUGCCUGAGAUCGUGGACGAGCUCUGCAGCCCACACGUGCUGACCACAGAACUGGUGUCCAGCUUCCCCUUGGACCAGGCCGAAGGGCUCAGCCAGGAGAUUAGAAAUGAGAUCUGUUACAACAUCCUGGUUCUGUGCUUGAGGGAGCUGUUCGAGUUCCACUUCAUGCAGGCAGACCCCAACUGGUCCAGCUUCUUCUAUGACCCCCAGCAGCACAAGGUGGCUCUUUUGGACUUUGGGGCAACACAGGAAUAUGACAGGUCCUUCACCGACCUCUACAUUCAGAUCAUCAGGGCUGCUGCCGACAGGGACAGGGAGACUGUGCGGGCAAAAUCCAUAGAGAUGAAGUUCCUCACCGGCUACGAAGUUAAGGUCAUGGAAGACGCCCACUUGGAUGCCAUCCUCAUCCAAGAGGCCUUCACCUCCGAUAAGCCCUUUGAUUUUGGCACCCAGAGCACCACCGAGAAGAUCCACAACCUGAUUCCCGUCAUGUUGAGACACGGUCUUGUCCCCCCGCCUGAGGAGACCUCCUCCCUGCACAGGAAGAUGGGGGGCUCCUUCCUCAUUUGCUCUAAGCUAAAGGCCCGCUUCCCCUGCAAGGCCAUAUUCGAAGAGGCCUAUAGCAACUAACCACAGGAGGCAAGCCCAGCAGUAGGGCUGGGGCCCAGGCCAGCUCCGAGGGUACUCUGUCCUUCAGACAGGCCAAAAACCAGUAGGGAGGUGGUGGUGAUGCUCUGUUUAACUCCUUUGCCCAGUUAGAAGGGGUGGCUGGUUCUCCUGGGAGGCAGGGGCCACCUGGAGCCCUGGAGCCAUGUGUUCCACAGUUCCCAUCACUGAAUGGUUGUAGGGUGAGAAGUACAGGAGUGAAGAUGAAGCCCCCCCCCAAAAAAAAUCGAUUAUAAUG
This is a messenger RNA of Cebus imitator (Panamanian white-faced capuchin), 2026 nucleotides long. RefSeq names its product atypical kinase COQ8A, mitochondrial-like. The record is from RefSeq and is a predicted model, not a curated record. Gene Ontology annotation, molecular function: kinase activity. Gene Ontology annotation, cellular component: extrinsic component of mitochondrial inner membrane. Gene Ontology annotation, biological process: ubiquinone biosynthetic process. NCBI's taxonomy places the organism in Eukaryota, Metazoa, Chordata, Mammalia, Primates, Cebidae.